Messenger RNA from Selaginella moellendorffii, 975 nucleotides. RefSeq names its product pentatricopeptide repeat-containing protein At1g19720-like. Gene Ontology annotation, molecular function: protein binding; RNA binding. The record is from RefSeq and is a predicted model, not a curated record. Bases 1 to 975 code for a protein of 324 amino acids. Gene Ontology annotation, biological process: RNA modification. The transcript has a single exon. Lineage: Eukaryota; Viridiplantae; Streptophyta; Lycopodiopsida; Selaginellales; Selaginellaceae.
AUGCUUGCCGAGGGCCUCCACUUCGACGCUCUCAGCCUCGUUGUGUCUCUCAACUCUCGCUGCGUUGCCGGGCCUGGAAACCUCUCCAUGGUGGAGAGAAUCCACUCCUGGAUCCUGGAAAACGAUCGAAAACUCAGUGCCGCGACUGGAACAGCGCUGCUAAAGAUGUACCUCAAGUGUGGGAGCGUCGAGAGAGCCGAGAAAGUCUUCCAGGAGAUGGAACGUAAAGACUUGGACGAUUCUCAUCGCGGCACUGGGCGAGAGAGGCUCGAUCGAGGAAGCCAUGGUAGCUUUCCGAGCAACGCAGCUCGAUUGGAUCCCUUCACCCUCGUCGCCAUCUUCCAAGCUUGUGCCACACGGCUUGAAUCCAGAGAAGACGAUCGAGUGAAAGCUCUUUGCAACCAAGCCGUGGAGAGCGGCCUGCUAGCGUCGAGUUCCUGGAACGUCAUCAUCGCCACGGCCGUGAUUGGCACCUAUGGAAAGUGCGGCAGUGUCGACAAGGCGCUGGAAGUUUUGGAGAGAACUCCCAGGGAGUCGAGGGACGUCGUAGCAUGGAACUCGAUCAUCACAGUCUUCGUGGAGCAAAACAAGCCAGAGCUCGCACUCAAACUCUUGGAGGUGAUGGAGAGGAUCGAGCAAGGCGGCCGCGACUUGGUGUGCUGGAACAUGAUAAUCUCGGCGCUCGUCCAGCAUUCUCGGAGCAAAGAAGCACUGGCCUACUUCCGGGAGAUGAAUCUCCAAGGAGUAAAACCCGAUCGAGUGACGCUUGCUCCACUCAUAAGCAGCGCCACCUUUCCAGAGAACGAAUCCAAGUUGGUACUUUGCGAGAUCUCGCGGAGUGGACUCUCGAGUAACGCGGUCACCAGCAACGCCGUCCUAAACUUCUACUCCACGCGAAGGGCCGCAGGAUCGAAGAGGCGAGGAGAGUUUUCGAUGGAUUCCAAGAGCGAGACCUCGUAUCGUGGAACUCGAUGA